Messenger RNA from Recurvomyces mirabilis, 2244 nucleotides. RefSeq lists its product as uncharacterized. Gene Ontology annotation, biological process: nucleoside triphosphate metabolic process. Gene Ontology annotation, molecular function: nucleoside triphosphate diphosphatase activity; ribonucleoside triphosphate phosphatase activity. Bases 1 to 2244 code for a protein of 747 amino acids. The record is from RefSeq and is a predicted model, not a curated record. The transcript has a single exon. Lineage: Eukaryota; Fungi; Ascomycota; Dothideomycetes; Mycosphaerellales; Teratosphaeriaceae.
AUGUCACACGCCGGCUUUCGCAACGACGAUGCCGAGCACAAUCAUUCUAGUGACGACAGCGAGAAGGAUGAUCUUCCUAGGACCUCAGAAGAAGUCAGGAGGCACGACGCAGAGACUUUGACGGCGGAAGAGGACGCAGAGCGGCUGCUGGUUGGAGGCAGCAAUGCGCAACCAUCUCAAAGUGGCUGGAAGUUACGAAAGGAGCAGAAAUCCAGACGAUCCAAACGUAGACGAGAUGGCCAGGAACCGGAGAAGAGAAAGCUAAUAUACGACACAGAAGAGGGUGGCCUGCGAGAGAGUAGCGUUGAGAGUAGCAGUGACUAUGAAGAGAAGGACGCUCUACAACAGACAAAGUCGGUCAAACGAAGCAGCAAACGGAGGACAAUAUGUGGUUUCGCAGUCGUGCAUGUCGUGAUUGUGCUGGCCUUCCUGGCACUGCUAUAUGGAGCUUGGAGGGCGUCUCAUACUCAAAGACAUCCAGAGACGAAUGCGGCAGAUUCUACAAUACCUGCCGAGGACGAGGAGAAGGAACAAGAGCUCCCCAUUGGCACAACUUACAAGCCACAGGCCAUGUUCAAUGGCACACACACAUUCGACCCGACGACGAUAUUGAUAUCCCUCGACGGCUUUCGAGCAGACUUCUUGCAGCGGCACAUCUCUCCUACAUUGACUGCCUUCGUACAGAUCGGUGUAAGCCCGAGAUAUAUGCUACCUUCCUUCCCAUCCCUAACAUUUCCAAACCACUUUACCUUGGUAACAGGUCUACAUCCCGAAAGCCAUGGAGUCGUAGGCAACACCUUUUGGGAUCCCGAGACUGAGAGAGAAUUCUACUACACGGAUCCUGAGCGAAGUAUGCAGCCUGAGUGGUGGCAAGCAGAGCCGCUGUGGGUGACUGCGGAGAAUGCUGGACGCAAGACUGCAGUGCAUAUGUGGCCAGGCAGCGAGGUCAAAGGCGGUGCCGAUGCAGUUGGAGCGGCGUAUGUGGACCACUACAAUGGUAACGAGCAUCUCGAUAACAAAGUGAGUCGCAUUCUGGGCUGGCUCGACCUUCCUGCAGCGUCUGAAAGACUGCCGAAUGGGAACACUCGACCUCAGCUCAUCGCAGCAUAUGUGCCAAAUGUGGAUGUUGAUGGCCACAAGUAUGGACCUAACAGCACAUACAUCCGUUCUACCAUAAUGGAAGUCGAUGGCAUGCUCAACUCACUGUUCGAGGGUCUGGAGAAGCGCAAUCUGACUAACAUUGUCAACAUUGUGAUCGUGUCUGAUCACGGCAUGUCUACGACCUCGGUCAAACGGCUCAUCCAAAUCGAGGAUCUGGUCGAUACCAGUCUGAUCGAGCACACCGAUGGUUGGCCAUUAUAUGGUCUUCGGCCAUACGACCAUUCGCCGAGCAAGCUUCAGGAGAUCUACCAAGGUCUGAUAGCCAAGUCGAAGCUGCCCAAAUAUGAGCACACCUUUGAUGUAUACUUGCGAGACGAAGAUAUGCCAGCUCGGUAUCACUUCGCCAGCAGCACACGUAUUGCACCCCUGUGGAUUGUACCAAAAGCUGGAUGGGCCAUCGUCACCAAAGAGGAGUUCGAUAUCGCAGGAGGUGCGCAAGAAGUGUACCAUCCACGCGGUCUGCAUGGCUAUGACAACCAGCAUCCUCUCAUGCGCGCCAUCUUCGUCGCCAAGGGACCGGCGUUCCCACAUCUGCCAGGCAGCGAAGUUGAGCCGUUCCAAAACACGGAAGUGUACAACAUCGUGUGCGAUAGCUUAGGCAUCGAGCCAGUGCCAAACAACGGCACGUUGAGACUGCCACUCAAAACAAGUGGCGUGCACGAUCCAGAUCGGCUGAUAGAAACGCCGGAAGACUUGCAAGACGAUCCUAGCCUCGCUCUUCCUCCAGAAGUGGCCAACUUGGCAUAUGGUCAUGGUGGUGUCCGACCGUCGAGCGAGCCUCCCGUUGUGCCAAACCUCGCGAACCGUCCUGACUUUAUGGUACCUACUGCCGGCAUCCCGCCUGUAGAAACUGCUAUUUCGGAGCCAGAAAAAGAGGCUCCCCAACCAGUCAAACCAACAGAGACAUCUGAGCCAGCCCGUCCAGUUGUUCAUGAUGGUCUUGACGACGAUGAGAAAAGCGGUUCCAUUAACAGAUGGUGGGAAUGGGUCAACGGCAAGAUUGAUGCAAUCAAGGGAUGGGCAUCCAAUAUGCUUGGGAAAGGUGACACCAAAGACGAUGGUGGAGGAGAUGGCGAAUCCUAG